CAUUUAUUAAACCAUGAUAAAAUAGAUAUCUUUUUUAUGUCGAUUCUUCUUGCUCUACGUUUUCAUAUCUCUAGCAGUACUUGGUUCAUGACGUAGCCAUCUUCUCCAUUCAGCGUGCAUAAAAAUGUCUUUUUUUCAAAAUUUUAUCUCCCGAUUGGUACCGGCCGUCAAAGCCGAGGAUGAAGAAUUAGUUGAUCCUCUGCAAGUUCGUCGUGAGGAAUGUAGGCAAAAACCUAAAUGCAUUACACUUAAAGAAAAAUUGGAUACUUGCAAUGACAGAGUUAAUUCAAGAACGAAAACAAGCGAAACUUGUUUAGAAGAAAUAAUAGAUUAUGUGAGCUGUGUUGAUCAUUGUGCGGCUCAUGGUCUCAUGAAAUUGCUUAAGUAGAUUACAAUUGGUAAUUAAUCUGUUUCAAAUAAAUCUAAUAGUUCUAUUGACUGUAUAUAAAUAUUUAAAACUAGAAAUAAAUAUUCAAAUUUAAAUUAAACAAUAA
Chelonus insularis is the source of this 494-nucleotide messenger RNA. It is a transcript of the gene UQCR-11, whose product is annotated as Ubiquinol-cytochrome c reductase 11 kDa subunit. The transcript has 3 exons. The record is from RefSeq and is a predicted model, not a curated record. Bases 125 to 388 code for a protein of 87 amino acids. Gene Ontology annotation, biological process: mitochondrial electron transport, ubiquinol to cytochrome c. Lineage: Eukaryota; Metazoa; Arthropoda; Insecta; Hymenoptera; Braconidae.